GAAAGGAUGAAUGAAUGAAUUGAUAGGAAGGCUGGGCAGGCCCCUGGGCGCUCAGCUGGGAGGGAUGAGCAGAUGGAAAGACCCUAGACGCGAAAGUUCGUUCUUGGAGAGGGAGGGAGGCAUAGGGUGUCGGGCGCAGGGCGGGCGUGCUGGGCCGGGCCGGGAGGUCUGGCUCCUCUCCUCAGGUGGCUCCUGCGGGCUCUGCAUCCCGGGCCCAUCCCGGUGCUGACGACACAGGAAGUGUCGCGAGCGGAAACCGCGGCUGGACCGGAGCGGCUGGGAGGGGGAGAAGAGGGCAGGGCAUCGGCGGUCGCGGGAGAGCAGGGACGCACGGACCGAGACAGACUCCUUCCCAGAUGCCUGCACGUUUCCUGGAGGGUUACAUAAGUGUUUGGAGCCGAUUCUUGUGAGAAGUCCUUCGUCUUCAGCUAGGAAAAAAGAUGUGGAAAGCCUCAGCCGGACAUUCUGUAUCGGUCAGCAAGGAUGAUGAGGCCACUGAUGACUGGGAGACCGACCCAGAUUUUGUGAAUGACGUCAGUGAGAAGGAGCAAAGAUGGGGUGCCAAGACGGUGAAGGGAUCCGGGCACCAGGAGCACAUCAACAUACACAAGCUGAGAGAGAAUGUUUUCCAAGAACAUCAGACCCUCAAGGAGAAGGAGCUUGAGACAGGACCCAAAGCAUCCCACGGCUAUGGAGGAAAAUUUGGUGUCGAGCAGGACAGAAUGGAUAAAUCUGCCGUUGGCCAUGAAUAUCAGUCUAAACUUUCCAAACAUUGUUCUCAAGUUGACUCCGUGAGAGGCUUUGGUGGCAAAUUUGGGGUCCAGAUGGAUAGAGUGGAUCAGUCGGCUGUGGGUUUCGAAUACCAAGGCAAAACCGAGAAACACGCUUCACAGAAAGAUUAUUCUAGUGGUUUCGGUGGUAAAUACGGUGUGCAGGCUGACCGGGUGGACAAGAGCGCAGUGGGCUUUGAUUACCAGGGUAAAACCGAGAAGCAUGAGUCCCAGAAAGAUUAUUCCCGAGGUUUUGGUGGUAAAUAUGGUGUCGAUAAGGACAAUGUGGACAAAAGCGCUGUUGGCUUCGAAUACCAGGGCAAAACGGAAAAGCAUGAGUCUCAGAAAGACUAUGUGAAAGGGUUUGGAGGCAAGUUUGGUGUGCAGAGAGACAGACAAGACAAGUGUGCCUUGGGCUGGGACCACCAGGAGAAAGUUCAACUCCACGAAUCCCAAAAAGAUUAUAAGAGUGGUUUCGGAGGCAAAUUCGGGGUCCAGACCGAGAGGCAGGACCCGUCUGCUGUGGGGUUUGAGUACAAGGAGAACCUGGCACAGCAUGAAUCUCAGCAAGAUUAUUCCAAAGGAUUUGGUGGAAAAUAUGGGGUUCAGAAGGAUAGGAUGGACAAAAAUGCCUCAACCUUCGAAGAAGUUUCCAAGGUUUCAUCGACUUACCAGAAGACGCUGCCGGUUGAAGCUGUAAACAGCAAAACGAGCAACAUCCGAGCUAACUUUGAGAAUCUGGCCAAAGAGAGGGAACAAGAAGAUCGGAGGAAGGCAGAGGUGGAGAGGGCCCAGAGAAUGGCCCAGGAGAAGCAGGAGCAGGAGGAGGCCCGCAGGAAGCUGGAGGAACAAGCCAGAACCAAGAAGCAAACUCCAUCUCCUCCUCCCAGUCCACAGCAGCCGGUCGAGGAGCGGCCACCCACCAGCCCUGUCUAUGAGGAUGCUGCAUCUUAUGAGGCUGAGCAUAGGGGCCGUGGCACAAUGUAUUCUGGGCUGGAGCAAGAGUCCGAGUACACAGCCGUGCAUUCCGACUAUCAGGAGACUGUGAGACAGCAGGAGCCCGAAGCUGUCUAUGAGACUGCAGAGUCCAUGGCUCCUAAUCAAGAAGAGGAAAAUACCUAUGAUGAAUAUGAAAAUGACCUUGGGAUCACAGCCACAGCCCUCUAUGAUUAUCAGGCUGCUGGUGAUGAUGAAAUUUCCUUUGACCCGGAUGACAUCAUCACCAACAUUGAAAUGAUUGAUGAUGGCUGGUGGAGAGGCGUGUGUAAAGGCCGAUACGGGCUCUUCCCCGCCAACUAUGUGGAGCUGAGACAGUAGCGAAGAUGGUUUCUCAUUGAUGCCUUAAUGCCGUAGUCUGCAAACCUGAUUUCUACACUACAGAGUCAUGCUUCGGGGAGGACGGAAAGGGGAAGACACAUAUUGCUUUUCUAUUUAACACUUUCGCUGAUGCUCUUAAGAAUGUUUAAUCCUCAGAAUCUGCUAAUAUAUUGUAAUCAUGUUUCCUUGGAGGACUUGGGUCAUGGUGUUGAAGCAUUUAAGGCCUUUUCUUUUUUUUGCCAAAUCAAAUGGUUGUUACAAGAAGCCAUGCCAAGGAUCUUUUGUCCUCAUGCAGCCGACUGGGCAUGAGG
This is a messenger RNA of Dromiciops gliroides (monito del monte), 2398 nucleotides long. It is a transcript of the gene CTTN, whose product is annotated as cortactin. Gene Ontology annotation, cellular component: focal adhesion; cortical actin cytoskeleton; site of polarized growth. The record is from RefSeq and is a predicted model, not a curated record. The coding region runs from base 441 to 2087 and encodes 548 amino acids. Gene Ontology annotation, molecular function: actin filament binding. NCBI's taxonomy places the organism in Eukaryota, Metazoa, Chordata, Mammalia, Microbiotheria, Microbiotheriidae. The transcript is spliced from 18 exons. Gene Ontology annotation, biological process: regulation of actin filament polymerization.